Molecule: messenger RNA, 3185 nt
Organism: Gryllus bimaculatus (two-spotted cricket)
Lineage: Eukaryota; Metazoa; Arthropoda; Insecta; Orthoptera; Gryllidae
Source: the annotation of a GenBank genome assembly
CGAAUCGUCACGCUCGCUUGGUCGACUGCGGUUCUCAUAAUUCGAUUCGAUGCGGAAUUGCAGCUAAUUAUGGCAUUUGUCAACGAUCGUAAUCAUUCUGUGUGUGUUUGGGCUGUUUCUUAACCUCAGAAUGCGAAGUUUGUAGUUGUAUGUGUAUGAAUUUGGGCGUAUACUCGCAAUAAUGACAUAACGAAGAAAUAUACUUGACAAUGCGAACAUUCUGAUGCGGUAUAGUUAUUCAUUUCCAAGAAAUCUUGUUGAACUACAAUAAUGGAGGACCCCGAAAAUUUGGGAGAAUGCAUCGUAAAAGUUGAAAACGAGGUGAAACAAGAACCAGGAUCUGAUAGUUUAGACAGUUCAGGAUUGAAUGACAUCACAUCGCAAACCCAAGUGAUUGUUGGAAAUAUUAAACGAGAGGAAGCUUCAGAUGAGGAGGAAUUAGAACGCCCUGCCCAGGUUACAGUUGAAGACUACAAGGAGGAAGUACAAGAAGGCUUCUAUACUAGUAUUUUGCCUACGGUUUCUUCUGCUCAGACAUCUGUGAGUUUGUCAAGACCACAGGCAAGUGUACAACUUCAGUGGAAAGAUCAAAGCCAGCUUCCAGCCCACAUUUCCAGCACUGAACCACAGCAGUGGGUUGAUGAUAAAGGUGGUGUUUUGACGAUUGCAGCACCUAAUGUGGGAGCGCAGUGGAUUGCAGCCGAUGCACAGAAUUUCACAGAUCGCGAUGGCAAUCUGGUAAAGGAUGCUGGUAACGUUCAGUAUGUGCUGAUGACAUCCGCGGAUCAGUUUUAUUUGGUUGAAAGUGGAGACAAUAAUACCAUAUGUGCCAGUGAUGGAAGUAUUAAGAAUAUUGUUGCUGGAGACAAGAACAUUCAGAUGAUAAGCAUCGUACCCAAUCAGAGUUUAGCUAAUAGUGGAGUGGUUAUUGGAAAUAUCGUAGGGGAGCAGGAUGUAGUGCAGGUUGCUACGAAGGAAGGAGACAACAUGGUGACUCCUGCGGGCACUUCCAGCAAAAGGAGCAGUGAUUCAGUGCCGGUCUUGACAACCAUUGCAUCUGAAGACUUAGAGUUGAAGCAGACGGAAAUUUCAAGGAAAAAGAAGAAAGUUGAGAAGCGAAAUGCCAGCACAACGGAUCAUGAAAGCGGCGUUAAGAAGCCUUGUGAUUUGAAUAGUUGCCCUCUGAGGUGCACUGCUGUCUUUGAUGAAGAUGAGAGGAACGAAAUAUUCAGAGCGUUCCAGUCACUCUCUCCGGAAGACCAGAAGAAAUUUGUCAUGCAGUGUUGCUCGAGAAAGAUAUAUUUGAAGGAUGUGAAAGGGUAUGAUGGGUCCAGCAAGACAACGUCCCACUUCAAAUACGAUUUUCAGAUGCGGUCGGCAAAGGGUGUGCCAGUGCAGGUGUGCAAAGUGUUCUUUGCCAGUACUCUUGGGUUCACUGACUUUUACUUCAGUUGUUAUUUAUCGGAUCUCUUUAAAAAUCCAAAUACGAGCAAAUUGUGUCAAAGUUCAGGUUCUUCACAAUGUUCGUGUUCAGGGUCGAGUGCGCGACAGCGGGGCAAAGCCACAGGGAAAUGGGCUGCUAAUUGCAAAGUCCAUUCAGAUGUGUACAGCCACGUGAACCGAGAUCUAUUCCACAGACACAUUGAGAGCUUUCUGAGGACAUUGUGUAUUCCCCAGGGGGAACAUAUGAGAACUAUAAACUACCUGCCUAAAGAAGUAUCCAUCCAAAUGAUGCACGAAGAUUUUGUUCUAAAGCAUCCUGAAAUUAAUUGUUCUUAUGAAUUAUACAAAAACUUUGUUGUCCUUUUCACAUCUUGAAAUUGGGUAAUCCAGUUUUGUGUCUUGAAAAGAAAUCACAAAACUUAUUCACUGGCUUUGAAGUAUUGUUGGAAAUUUGCAAUUUCGUGGUAAGCUACUUUUGACAGACAACUUUUUGGACCAUAAUAGGAUGCAAUGUUUGCUGAUCCAACAUAAUGUGGAUCUUGGAAACAUUUUUUAUAAUUGUAAAUGAGUCCAACUCUUAUUUAAGAAGGGAAAAUUGCAUUUAUUUAUACCUACGGUAUAUUUGUAUAUAGGGAGGGAGUUAUACUAAUAACAAACUAAAUCAGUGUUUAACUUGGAAUUGCAUAAAUAAAUAAAUAAUUUAAUAAAUAAGUAUAAUUACCCUUGGUUUGUGGGUACCUGUCAGAUAUAAUAUUGCAUAUUUAGCUUAUCUAUUGUUAAUAUUCACAUUCUACAACUUCUGUUUAAUCUUAAUGAUUUAUGUGAUUAUAAAUACAUAUACAAUUGAAGGGGUCAGCGCAAUAGUGGUCUAAACCACAAUUUAAGGAAACAAAAUCAAGUUAGUGUUGCAUAGUUGUAGUAGGAAGAGUUGUUAAGAUGAAAUAUAGUAACCUCAUUCUUUACUUAAUAGAGGAAAACAGGUCAAAACCACAAUGUACAAAUAUAGUUCACCUUCUUAGAUAGCAAAUGGUGUUAAUAACUCAUUUUUCAUAUGGGGGGAGGAGAUCAGACCACAAUUGUGCUCAGCCCUGCAAUUAUAAUUUUACAAGUGCUCUCUAAAGAGCAUUGCUUAUUAAUUGUUAAAAAGGUUUCAUGCAAAACAAAAUUGCUGAUUUUUAUUUUAAUAUAGCCAUUAAUUUUAUUAUUGACUUAGUUCUGUGGACUGUAAGCUCAAGAAUUUGUAAAUGUAACAAAACAAUAUAGUAACAAAUUACUUAGUGAUUUGUGAAUUGCUUUGUUAUAUCUAUAAGGCUUCAAGCCUUUUUGGGAAUUAAAUUUGAAAUGAAUACAUUGCCAAAAUAACGGAAAGACCCGUUUUCAUUUGAAGUACAAGAACAUUAUUAUUUAAUGGUUUUUGUGUUGUGGUUACAGAAACUAAUUUUCUUUGAAAAGGUGUUGAUCUGCAGGAUAAAUUGUAUUUGCCAUUAAUUUUAUUGUGUGUGUUUGGUUGCAUUGUAACACAUAGAUGUGCUGAAGAGAAAAGCUGUAAUACCAAUUAUAUUUAUUAUUUUACAGUUUCAUUUGUGUGUUUAAUAUACAUUUCUGCAUGGAGAGUUCUGUGUGAUAGAAGUAUGUGCUAGGUACUUUUGUACACAAUGGAGACAAAGAUACAAAUAUUUAUGUUGUAAUUGUUGUUAUUGGGUAUUAAAAUAUUUUUAUUUUAUGUCUGUUAUUAAGCAUUA